GAUCGAGACGGCACUUGAGUGCGGACGUGUGGUGCGCUUGGACUUGCGAUUUCCUUCUGUGUUGCUUUGCGGUGUCGUCGCCUCGUCGUGCCUUCCGGAGCGUGGAUCCCUUGGAUUUUUGCGGUCGUUGUGCAAGUGCACGGCAGUCACGUACAGCCGUUGCAGCAAAACAAAAAAACAAAAAAACUAAAAAAACAUAGGAACAGACUAGCGAACAACCGCCAGAAAUAACCAAAUCAAUGUGGCAAAUAGUGUACUUUCGAUGCGCGCUCGUUGAUUGAUUAACACAUCACCUCCCACACACACUGCAAGUACCCUGUACCCAAUACUCACUUACCUGUGGGCUGCAAUCCGCUGCAAUUGCAAUUGCGCGGUGUGCAUCAUCAGCGGAGAACGUUAAAAAUCGUUGAAAGUGCCGCGACUGCAUUGUUUUGACUUUGAUCGUGUGUCGUGGUCUCCGCUUCUCGACCCCCCACCCCCCACACCACCCCUUCGCCGAAGCGCGUGCGUGCUGUAACUUUUGAUUAGCUCCGGUGUCGGUCUUGGAUUUGGAUUUUAACUCGGAUUCCGAUUCGGAUCUUCCAGUGCGCCUGCGAUUUUCGUAACUUAUCGCCGCCCACAUCUCGCCCUGGCAUUCGUUCUCCUCCUUCAGAGUCAACCGUUGGCAGCUGAGAUGUGCGUCCAAUUUGUGGCAAAAUUAAUUAUAUAAUUUCAAAACACCGCCAAAAUCCCUCUGAAAAUCAAUUGCACAAAAGAAGAGAAAGAGAAGCGCUUGAAUAGACACGCCACGCGGUGCUAAUGCGAAAGGAAACUCCCCGACAAUCGCCGCAAAUUGUAAAGAAAUAAAUUAUAAAAUACAAAAUGUCUAUAAAUAAUACAAGACAUUCGCCAUUCGGAUUUCGAUUCCGAUUCGCCCUGCUGGUGCUCGCCGCCUGGUGCUGCUACCUCGGAAACUUCGGAUCGGAGGCCCAUGUGGCCCUCACCUAUCCACCUGCCCGCAAAUUCGAUCUGGACUUUUUGGACAAUGCGCGGACGAAGGCGCCUUGUGGCAUGCCCAAAGGCUCCAUCCGUACCUCGCUGCUCUCCGGAACGCAGUUCAACGUCACCUGGCAUCUGGCCUAUGCGCACAAGGGCGGCUUUCGGUUGCAACUACUGGAUGCCCUCGAUCGACCUGUUUUGGACCUAACACCACAUGUGAAUAACUCGGAAUUCGUGAGCACGGACGUCACCGCUCAAUCCUACCAGGUGAACAUACCUAAGGACUUUGAGUGCUUUAACUGCACACUUAGGCUGCUCCGGCAGGCCGAUGAGUGGUCCACCAGCUAUCGCUUUUGGUCCUGCGCCGAUGUGGAUAUCAAGCAGCGCAAGGACUUCAAGGAGACCUGUUCCGGCAAUGGCAAGUACUUCCCCUCGCGAUGCAAGUGCGACAAGAACUUCUACGGCCCGCAGUGCCAGUACAAGGAUGAGUGCUCCGUCGACUCCGAUUGCGGUGUCCAGGGCAAGUGCGUGGAGCACGGGGGAAGCUCGCUGCCCAAGAAGCAGUGCUACUGCAACUUUGGCUGGUUCGGAAUCGGAUGCAACAAGCGAUCGCCCUACAAGACCACCAGCCUUGACCUCUCCGCUUAUGCCAAAAAGGAGCUCUCGCCCGACUACCACGUUUACUGGAGGCUGCUCGAGGAGCAGAAGGAGAUCGAAAUGGUGCUCAAGGUCAACAGCACUUCAUGGGUGGGAUUGGGUUGGAGGCCGCGUGGAAUGACGCCGGAGUGCAGGAACUUCCCGCUAGUGCGUGACAUUGGAGAUCUGACCACAACGGUAGAGGGCCCAGCUCCGGAGCCCAAAAGCGAGCCGGAGCCAAAGAGCGAACCGGAACCGAAGAGCGAACCGGAACCCAAAAGCGAACCGGAACCCAAGAGUGAACCAGAGCCCAAGAGUGAGCCGGAACCCAAAAGCGAGCCGGAACCCAAGAGCGAACCGGAACCCAAGAGUGAGCCGGAACCUAAGAGCGAACCGGAACCUAAGAGUGAACCGGAACCUAAGAGUGAGCCUGAACCCAAGAGCGAACCGGAGCCCAAAAGCGAACCUGAGCCCAAGAGCGAACCGGAACCUAAGAGCGAACCAGAGCCUAAAAAGUUAGCCGAACUGAGAGCCGCACCGGAAACAAAGAGCGAGCCCGAACCCAAAAGUGAACCGGAACCAAAAAGCGAACCGGAACCAAAGAGUGAACCCGAACCGAAGAGCGAGCCGGAACCGAAGAGUGAACCAGAGCCCAAGAGCGAACCGGAACCUAAGAGCGAACCGGAACCCAAGAGCGAGCCAGAGCCCAAGAGCGAGCCGGAGCCCAAGAGCGAACCGGAACCAAAGAGCGAACCGGAACCGAAGAGUGAGCCAGAACCUAAGAGCGAACCUGAGCCCACUAGCGAACCGGUACCCACCAGCAAACCUGAACCAGUAAGCGAACCUGAGCCCACAAGUGAACCGGAGCCAACUACCGAAGCAGAACCCAGGAGCGAACCGGAACCCAAGAGUGAACCGGAGCCAAAGAGCGAACCGGAAGCGCAAGGCACAAAAUCGAAGAGAGUUGCCGGAGACUUCACCCAAAAGCAAGGUGUCUCCUCCGUUUCCACCAGUGUUUCCUAUCGCGUCAGCACCAAAGCAGAUCGUCAACGCCGUGAAGCAGAGUCACCAAAAUACCGACUGAAUCCGUACACACCACGACAUGACUUCAACCCAAUGGACUGCACGGACAUCGUGAUCGGAUCAGCUCGAGGAAUGGCCAGCAGGGUGGGUGACUACUACUCCCGUGACCGAUCAACACCGCGCACCGACGAUUUCUGGGGCGGCAAGUCAAACCUGGCUUUGGGUACGGGCUUUGAGGAGAACGGCGUGACCACGAUCAUCUUCCGGAAGAAACUGGUGGCCGACGAGCCCACUGAUCACACCCUCGACGAUGCCCUGACCCAUGUGAUUUGGGCCAGGGGCCAGGAGCCGAAGGAAUAUGUUCACGUGCCAGCCUCCGGUCUGGAGACACAACCCUCAAGCUUCAAGGACUUCUAUCAGCCAGAUGAACUAAAGUACCAUGGACACCAAAUGCAACGCGGUGUAACCCAGAUCAACUUCUUUGAAAAGGACAAGCCAGCCGCGAGCACAGACCGUAACGACUUGGGCACCAAUGUCCUGGACAACGAUUGCUUCGGCCACUGGAAGUAUCCGUCCAGCUGCUCUCCCCAGGAGCACACCUGCGAGUACUACGCCAGCUGGGAGACGGUCGGAAAGGGCGACGAGAUGCGUUGGCACAUUGAAACGUCGAACACGCAGACCUGGACGGGAAUUGGUUUCAGCGAGGACCAGAGAAUGUCGCAGACGGACGCGAUCAUUGGCUGGGUGGACGGACGCAGUGGAAGACCAUUCCUCAUGGACACCUGGGUGCUGGGUUACGCUCCACCGAAGCUGGACGAUCGUCAGGACAUCUACAACGCCUCCGGACGCAUCGAGAAGGGCGUGACCAUUCUGGAGUUCAAUCGCAAGCGGGUUAGCAAUGACGAACAGGAUUUGUCCUUCACGGACGACCACUGCCUGUAUCUGUUCUUCCCGGUCCUGGGCGGUGCCUUCAAUGUGGUCAACAAGAAGAUACGCAAGCAUGAGCAAGUUCCUCCAGUCUCUGCGCAACGUGUCUGCAUCAAGUCCUGUGGCAAGGAACUAGAAUCCGUGUUUGUGGGCACCAGCACACCGGCUCCCAACCGACUGGUCUACGCCGUGGCCGUAAAACUGAUGAACCUAGCCGAAUCCUUUGAAGCUCCGAAGCCGGGAACCGUAGAGUUCAAUAACCUGGCGGCCACCAUAUCGGAUUCGUUCAAUGGCAUCCUAAGUCCUUUGACUGGUUACUAUAAAACUGAGAUUCUGGGUUUCGAAAAAGAGGGCAGCACGAUGGUAGCCAAGGUUCAGGCCAUGUUUGACAAGGCGGACGUGGAAAAGAUGCACGAUUUAGAGACCAACACGGUGGAUAAAUCUGGUGAGGCAGCAGCUCAAAAGAACGCUGCAGCGAUUCGAUCGGCCCUGAAGGACCAAAUUGCCACCGGUCGAGUGGGUUCACUGACGGUGGAUCCCCAGUACUUAGACUUUGAGGCAUUGGAAUACAAGAGCUCGUCAGAGCCCAAUGCUAAGGAGACCCUGCUUUCCUUCUUCGACCUCUCCGAGACACGAUUGUACAUCGUACUGGGUCUAAUUGCAGCCUUGGUGCUCAUCGCCUUGAUUCAGGCCUUUUGCACGAUUUGGAAGACGUCAAGAAAGAGCAAGAACACUAAGGAGAAACUGAUCCAAAACUCACCCUGGAAGGAGUUUGCCUCGAACACCAACUACGCCUUUGAUCCCUAUGGCGAAACGGAGGAGAAGAACGCUACCAACAGCACGUCGACCAAGGAGAAGGGGCGCCACCGCCAUCAGUCGACCACGAGCAGCCAGCAGACCACGCUUCCGAUGUCCCAUUCGCCCACCAGCAAGUCCCAGAUGUACUACGAGAGUCCCAAUGGUCAGGGCAAGAACGGCGCCCAUGCAAACGGCAGUCGCACCAAUGGACGAGCCACCCAGGAGAGCAGCGUGGGCGGAGCAGGAGGAGCACCUGGUGGAGCAGCUGGAGGAGCACCCUACUCCCGCAGCUCGUACGCGGAGCGAGCAUACUCCCUGCCCCGUCAGGCGCAUCACUACCAACAGAGCCCGGCCAGCAUGCAGCCGUCGGGUUACUACACCCACGACAGGCGUGCCGCUCGCCAAGGCAGCCGGGAUAGGGAGCGAGAGCGGGAGAGGGAGAGGGAGGAGGAGCGGCGCCCGCGCCAGGACCGCGAUCGCGACUCUGGGUACGAUCGGUCGCGGGAUGAUCCGCGACAGAACGGUGGAUCCGACACGCCCGACUUCUACUUCAUGCCCUCGCAGCGCAAGUAUUCCGGGGAGGUAGUGCGCGUCUACGUGGACUACAACAAGGACCCAAAGCACUAAAGCUCAAAAAACACAUAUGUUUAUUUAAAGCUCGUUUUAAGUUCUACCAUCUGUACUCCGUCCAUCUGUUUAAGCGUCCGUUUCGAGUCACAGAAAAAGAAAUUUGAUUUGGUAUCUUUUUAAAAUAGGGCACUAGUGUUUAAAAACCCCUUAUAAAAACUUAAAAAGUAUGCAACACUAUGUUUUGAAUCCGGAAGUCUGAAGGUUGCACUCCAAAAGAAAUUUUUACUGCAUACUUUUAGACACCAUUGUAAGAGAUUUCUAAAUUUCUACGCUAACAUCACAUAUUAUACUUUUGAAUUGUCCUUUUUGAUUAUGUCAAAAUUGUCUUUUCGAACUUGGAAUUGAAUUAAACAUUUUUUAUAAAAACAUUAAUGUUCAAUAAUAUUAAACUAAAAAUCCACAUAUUUUGAGCUAAAUGAAUUUGAGCUAAUAUCAAACAAAUAAUUCCAGGUACGAAUUAAUUUAAAAAAGAUCCAAUCGAACUCGAUCAAACAUUCUGUGCACUCUUGUUUCCUCCUCUCCUUAGUUUCGAUUUUGCCAUAAAGCAGUUCCGCUGCAGCGGCGUUUCCAGGUGCGCAAGCUUUACCACAAAACGCACAACGCAUGAUUCCACAACUUAGUGAAUUGUAUAUAUUUUACAUAGCCAUUAAAGCUCUUACAAAAAGAAACAAAACAAAGCCACACAAAUCACACAAAUUAUUAAGCAAACUUUGCAAUUAGGUACGUGCAUUCAGAAUGUUUUCGCAUUGUUUUAUCUUAUAUGUGCAAAGAAACAUAGUCACUGUAUUUAAUCAAAUUAAAUAUACGCAUUAA
Molecule: messenger RNA, 5805 nt
Organism: Drosophila elegans
Lineage: Eukaryota; Metazoa; Arthropoda; Insecta; Diptera; Drosophilidae
Gene: nahoda
Exons: 11
Coding region: 862-4989 (1375 amino acids)
Source: RefSeq, a predicted model, not a curated record